Molecule: messenger RNA, 850 nt
Organism: Thecamonas trahens ATCC 50062
Lineage: Eukaryota; Apusomonadida; Apusomonadidae
Exons: 1
Coding region: 1-825 (274 amino acids)
Source: RefSeq, a predicted model, not a curated record
AUGAGCAGUCAAGGCUGGGAUGCCCUGCUCCCUCCGCCUGUGGCGGCAACAGCUGGCACCACGGCCGACGGACGGCCUGUGGUCGACCUGGACUUUGGCGACGACGCGGACGCUGCUGCUCAGUGGCUUCUCCACGCGCUCCAGGCCAGCAGAGGUGGCGGUGACGGUGGUGGCGGAGAGGCUGGUGCCGAGGACGGCCUCUCGACCGCGAUGAUUCGCGUCAGCGUCGCCGAGGAGAACUCGGACGGGGUCAUGGUCCCUGCACGGCUGCCGGCUGCCGAACAUGGCCACUCGCGCGGCAGCGGCGGCGGCCACGGCCACUCGCACGGUGGGCCGCUGGUCAGCUGUCCGCCGUGCGCAGCGAGUGUCGCUGCCGUGAUGGGCAUGUGCGUGGCUGCAUGGUAUGCGUGGUACGCGCUACUCUUUGCGCAGACUUGCCUGACUGCUGAGAACCCCACUGAGGGCUGCUUCUCGGCAUGGCUGGCGCCGGCACUCGGCCCGGGCUCGUACCUUGCGGGCCUCGUUUUCUUCCAUCUGGGCGGCGCCGCAUGCAUCGCUGCCGCUGUUGGCCCGAUUGCUCUGGUGGUCUCGCUGAUGAGGACCAGCGGACGGCGGACGGCUUACACCAUUGUGGCUCUCCUCGUCGCUGUUGUCGCCCCGCUUCUAGCUUGGCUCCUCCUCCUGCUUGCCUCGUCCCCCGCAGUCAUCCCAGCCCAUGCCGGCCAGCUCGCGCUCGUUGCUGACGCCAUCGCCGCCGUUGCCGUUGCCCGCUUCCACCUUGCCGCCCCAUCGUCGCACUCUGGCAACAACCUCCACACCCUCUAGCCUCAUAACAAGCUCUGCCCCCCCC